AUGUGACACUAGGGGCCAGGAGUUUAUCAGAGUCCAAUCCCAAAUCAACUCUUAUUGCAUCUCAAUACUCUCUAAAGUAGCUUCCUCUUCCUCCUCCUCUCCUUCAUCUGCACUGAACUGGACAGAUUCCUAGUGGGAGCUGGUCAUUCACCAUAUUACCUGUCCUGUAGCUUCAGAUCAGUUCUGCAGUAGUUCCAGACCCCACUGUGUGUGUUCUCUCCACCAUAAGCUCUCUGUCUGUAUGAGAUGCGGUAAGGUUUAGAUCUGCCUGUUGGCUAGGCCCCCUGUGAAGAGUAGAAAACAGAGAGGGAGAUGGAGAGAAGAAAAAAAGAUGGCAGAAACAGGCUAGAAAAAGUGCUGAGUCAGUGUAAUGCCUGAGGCUCUUCCCUCUUUACCGACAUUGACAGGCUACAGGAACAGAAAUCCCUCUUCUCCUCUCGCUCCCCCCUCUGGUCUCUCUGGUCUCUCUUUUAUCUCUCAUUCCUCUCCCCUCUCUGGUGUCACUCUCCCUGCUCCGGGGUGUAGUUUCUCCUAGAUAUAGGAUCGAAGAUCAUCUUUCCCUCCCCAAUGCUAAACGUAACCAUUAGUGGGGGAAAAUGCUAAACGGACCCUAGAUCAGCGUCUAGGGGCAACUUCACCCUGCAACUCUUUCCCUGUGCUUCCCCCUUCCCUCUCUCUCUCUCUGUCUCUCUCUCCCAGGGUCCUUAUAUAACUAACAGAACUAGGUCACAUACAUUCCUCCCCCAAAGCUGCUCCUUCUAGCAAAGGUUAGACUACUUUCCUUCCCUUUUUGCUACUCUCUUCUUUCUCUAAGAGUAGGAAUGUGUCAACACUGGGCUCUUUUUUCAUGUGUCAACACUCGGCUCUCUUUACAAGUAGCGUUAAAGAAGGGGACAGGAAGGGCCGUUUCUAACUGGGUCCUAACUUCCUACUUUGUAUUCACAGAAGUGUUUCUCACUCCUGUAGCAUGCAAAAUAUAGCUACAGUUUACUUCUACUUCUACCAUGCGUCUAUGCGUGGAGGAGUUUUGAAGUAAUGCGGGUGUCAGGUGUCUUCACAAUCAGACUAGAAGCUGUCAAUCAUCUCUGUGGUUCCUGUCCAGGAGUUCCUCAGACAUGUUGUGACAUGAACAUUCCUGCCAUCACCUCUAUCUUUACCGUGGCAGAAGUCUGUUUAGUCAAAACAAAAAGUGUAGCCUAGCUUAUAGGCCUAUGUAGCUGGUGUAGAAGUCUAGUCGCUAUAUGGCUAAAGGCGAUGUCAGUGUAAAUGGCAGAGCCUUCAGUUCAAUGAGUUUUUAAGGCGAAGGUGACCUUCUACCCACUACUAGCCCCCUCAUGGUGAUGUUACUUCAUGGUAUUUCACUCUGCUAGUCGGUAGGUUCGAAGAAAGUGGAAAAGGGAGCUGACGCCCAAUUCAAAAUCAACCCCCAUUUGGCUAUGUGGAAUUUGUGCCAUUAUUCCUCAUACUUCUCAGAUACUCUUGGGCGAUUCCACGGCAGCGGGAGCGGAAAAUAUUUUUGGUAUCUCAGAUUGAUCUAGCAAUUCUCACAUACAAAACUUAAUUGGGAGGAAGAAUGUUUGAAAUGCUUUUUACAUUUCUAUCACAAACCACUUUCUAGAAAAUCAUGAUGAAAGUGGCCAUUAUAGGCCCUUUCUAGACCUAUACAUGCCUACUGUAAGACCCUAUGAUCUGAACCGUACAUGAUACACACAAGAUCUUGGUGUCAAAUAUGGAGUAGGUCUUGAUCCUGAAAAAAAUAAAAUAAAAAUCACAUUAAUUUAUUCAACAUAAAAACUACCCUUUUUGAUUUGGUUAAUUUUAAGACACAAAUCGAUUUUGAUGAUAUAACUGAAAUCGUGAAAAUACAUUUGUUUUGCCUACUUAUAGGCCUGCAACUUACAGUAUACCCACACCCCCUGGUCGCACAUCAACCAUUCUCCCUCUCUCACGUAUGUGACAUUUGAAUGUAUACAUAGUUCAAAGCUAUGGCUCGAAGUUUAGCCAUGGCUAUAUCCACCGCAGGGUUCAUAUUAUGGUCUGGAUCUGUAUGCUGCCUCUCACAUUACCCACACUGCCAUAUCACAUCUCUCUGCCAAUGGAUGAUAGAUCUGGUGAGGGCUGGAUGUAUGCAUGUACAAGGUGUUGAUGCUAUAUGAAUAGGCCCUCAUUGCAACACCAGCAGGACUGGAGGCUUGGAUGAUUAGAUGCCUGGAUCAUGUGUUCUGUAGUUGAGGAGGAGGAUAUAGAAUGGCCGUGUUCGUCAGUCUAGGUCAGUGUAAGUAGAGUGAAUGUACAGACCUAUGUUCUACAUACUGAUAUUAUAUACUCUGUGCGUGUGAGCGCGUGUGUGAGUGAGUGAUCCACUAUAGACUUGCCAGUUGACAGGGUGUUAACGUGUGUGUGUGCAAUGUGCAUGUGUCCAGCUCUGACCUGACAUUGAUGUUUGAGUGGUCAAGCUGAAGCUCUCAGGUUUCAGAGAGAGGGGUGUGUGUGAGGUGACAAUUGCAGCAUCCAGGUGUUGUUUAGAUCCAUACUGGGCUUCAAACAGAGGCCGGGAGAAAGUGUUCAUCACGUAACUAUCAUAAGUUGAAUGCACCAAUUUGUAAGUCGCUCUGGAUAAGAGCGUCUGCUAAAUGAUGUAAAUGUAACAAACAUUUAAAUGUUAAAUGCUAAUUAAAAAGGUGAACCUGUUCAGGCAGGCCCCAUGUCCAUUGAGCCCUACACACACAAACCACCGAGGACCCUCCCUCGUCUCCUCAGCCUUUACCCCUCAGAUAAGAUAAACACAAAAAGACCCUUCUCUACUUCUCUCUUUUUCUCUUUUUUUACUGCUCUGUUUCUCUUCUUCUUGUGCUCUGGUGCAAUAUUAGACCUUUCCCAGCUUACUCUCUAGCACUAAGACCAAAUAAGGAAUCCAGUGGCAGAUUUAAGCAUCUGCAGGCUGCAGGGCAGUUCUACAGUAGUUUGGUUUUACUUCAGUGUACAGUGCUCCCUUUGUCCAGCAGACACAGCCCAGCCCUGUUCCUGUAAGACCUAAAAUCUUUCCUCACCUGUGGGCCCUGUGAGGGACACGUCUACUGAUGCAUAGCAACAACAAUGAUGAACCUGGCUUAUAAACACAGGACACUUGUAAAACGUGAGAUCGUGUUCAUAUGUUGAACCACUGGUACCCCAGUCGUCAUGUGUGUUGUUCAGAGUGUGUGUUUAUGUGUGUUCCAGGUACCCCAGUCGUCAUGUGUGUUGUUCAGAGCACAGCUCGUCAGGUCCAGGUGUGUCUAGUGGAGACAGCAGCCUCCCAGAGUAUCACCAUGAGCAGUACCACACGACUGACCACAAGGUGAGGAGUUGGCUAAAGCACAGACAGACUGGACCAUCAGGCUAAUUAACCACUACAGACUUACUGUAUGUGUCUACGGGCUUUCAGACAGAAAGCAGGCAUAUGAUGAUGUUAGAUCUCUAUUUGCACAUCAUCUUUUGCACAUCUAUCAUUCCAGUGUUAAUACGAAAUUGUAAUUAUUUUGCACUAUGGCCUAUUUAUUGCCUUACCUCCAUAAUUUACUACAUUCGCACACACUGUAUAUAUAUUUUCUGUUGUAUUUUUGACUUUAUGUUUUGUUUACCCCAUAUGUAACUCUGUGUUGUUUUUAUCGCACUGCUUUGCUUUAUCUUGGCCAGGUCGCAGUUGUAAAUGUGAACUUGUUCUCAACUGGCUUACCUGGUUAAAUAAAGGUGAAAUCAAUUUUUUAAAAGACCAGAGUUGAACAGUUGUUUAUUUGCGCCGUGAGCCAUCUAAAGCAUGUAUUUUCCUACCCUACAAAGCCAUGAGUUAAGAGGGGAGGGGGACAGGGGUGUUAAUGGGGCCAUACAUGACCCAUGGUAAAAGACGGGUAAGGGAGAGGCCGUACUGAGUGUGGGAGUUCACCCAGGUAGAGAGAGAGGUGGGGGGUGAGUGUGUGUGGGGCCGUAUAUAUUCUUAACCUCUGGCUAGAGGUGAGGAAAGAAGAAGGGGGAGGGGGGGGGAGGGGGGGGUUGUUAUGUAAGACUUACAAUUGGUUGUUAUUGUGCAUUAUAAACUGGGUGGUUCGAGCCCUGAAUGCUGAUUGGCUAACAGCCGUGGUAUAUACCACGGGUAUGACACCCCCCCCCCCCCGGGCCUUAUUGCUUAAAUAGACUUUCCCCCCAGGCCCCCACUAUGCCUCACUGUCCUCACUCAGUGUUUCUCUUUACAGCAUUAGCCACUUUAAGACUAAUUAAGCAAUAAAGCCAGAGGAGGUGUGGUAUAUGGCCAAUAUACCACGGCUAAGGGCUGUUCUUAUGCACAACGCAACGCUGAGAGCCUGGACACAGUCCUUAGCCUUGGUAUAUUGGCCAUAUAUCACCAACCCCGAGGUGCCUUAUUGCUAUUAUAAACUGGUUACCAACGUAAUUAGAGCAGUAAAACUAAAUGUUUUGUCAUACCCGUGGGAUACGGUCUGAUAUACCAAGGCCUUCAGCCAAUCAGAAUUCAGGGCUCAAACCACCCAGUUUAUAAUCUCUCUUAAACAGUUUCAGCCCAUAUCCACACAGCUGGGAACUAGCAGCCUGAGGGAGAAGGGUGAGGAGGGCUGCUGUGUGAACCCAGAUUUAGUCCUCCGUGGGCAUGAACUGGUCUGCUGCGAGCUGGCCUAUUCUCUGUGUGUGUGUGUCCAUAGCAAACAGGCAUGCUGUCAGUCCCUUAUAGAACAGUCUUUUGUUCUAUCCCUCAGUCUAACAAAGUACUGUUUCUCAACCUGAGAUGCUAAUUCCUGUGUUUCUGGUGUUCCUCAGACACUUUAUCAUGAUCUGUCAUGUCUUACGCAGUAAGUUUACAGUAGUUUCUGUGGACCUCAACCUUCCUCUUCUACGUGUGCGUGUUCUAACGAUGUGUGUGACUGUUCCCUAGGUGGAGGAGGAGUCGGGGACACGCACACACUCCUCCUACGACGUGGGACUGGAGACAAAGAGGGCUGCACUAGAGGAACCCAACACACACAACACUGAACAGGUAACACACACACACACACACACACACACACACACACACACACACACACGCACAAUGAGAAUUGAAUUGGUGUGUGUUUUCCAGACUGUGAAUCAGGAGGAGCCUGUAGUGGUGGAGCUCUGGUCUGCCCCAGAACCACACCCUGAUCCUGAAUCCCCCACUGCUGCUGAGCCACACUCACACAACACACACCCUCACACCCACACCCACACAGACCCAGAGCCCAAUACACAACCCCCUCCCCUCCAGGACCAGGCACCUCCACCCUCCUCCUCCUCCUCCUCCACCCCACCGCCCAGCGAUGACCCAACCCAGGGACAAGCCUCCACAGCCCCCCCAGCCCCAGUCGAGACCCCCAGUGAUGCCCUGGCAGACCCCAGCCCAGCCCCCACUACAGAAGACCUCCAACACACACCUACCUCUACCUCUCACAUCCCUGCUCCAGCCCCAGCCAGGUAAGAUGAGGACUGUGUAUGAGAUGUUAUGUCUGUUUAUACAGCAGAAUUAUGUGUCCAAGACUAUUUUUGUCCUUGGGAUCAAUAAAGUAUUUAUUGUAUCGUAAGAGGCGUCAUUCAGUCUACCACUGUGAUGUACAUCCAGUUAUCUAACUGAUAUUCCCUUUCAGCUGCAUUCGUUUUAAAUUUUUCGUAUAUUGAUAGUUUUUUUAUUGACUUGACAUAAGUUUUUAGUCCCAAUCUUGGGGGCCCCCGCUUCCCCUUUCUAUACACAGGUUGCUACUGUAAACCUACAGUUAACUUUGUACACUGGUUCCUUCCUCAAUAAACCUAACUGGACCUGGACUAAAACUUGGACUGGACUUGAAACAUGGUGGGAAUAAGUGGAGAUGUUGAUUGUCUGCUAAACUGGACCUCUGGACAGAUGGGGAUUGCCACUCCUGAUCGGAUCAGGUGUCAUUGGAUCCUUGGAUGGUUCUGACGGGAGGUUUACUGGCUAGUUUAGUGCUCUCUUUGUCGGACCUUCUCAAAAUGGCUACCGAGAUGUGGACACUUGCCUUUUACAACGAACAUUUGACUCACCACAGCCUGGACUGGAGGAGGCUUACCAUUCCAAAGACCCACCCAACCACAUCCCCUUCUCUCUCUCUCCCCCAUCCCUCUCUUUCGCCUUCUCUCCUCCCCACCCCAUCUGUCCUCUGUCGCCCUCUCUCCCUCUUCCUCCCUCCUAGGGGCUCUUCCAUAAAUGGCGUGUCCUUUCUUUCCCUCAGUUCAAUAGAGGUUGCCAGAUCUGAUCCCGCAGUAGAGGAUCCCCCUGUAGAGGUUGCCAGUGCUGAAGCUGAUCCCUCUUUAGAGGUUGCCAGUGCUGGAUCUAAUUCCUCUCUAGAGGGCAAUGUUUUUGCUGAUCUCUCUGGCUCUCAGUGUGGGAUGAUUCCCCACAACCUGGCAACCCAAACCCCUCCUUUUGGCAGCCCGCCCACGAGGUGAGUACAGAGUUUGAAUUGAACCAAUCAGAAAGCAGAAACAGGUAAACAACCAUACAGGUAACCAAUCAGAUGCCAGACACUCCUCUCUGCUACACUCAAACAACGACCGCUGGCCUUGUUCUCCUUUAUUUGUCUUUUAUUUUGGUUUUUAUUAUUUUCUUAUUUUCUUCAUCUGCUGUGUUGAUCAUUACGGACAAACACACUGUUGAUGGCAUGGAACAAAUGAACGGAGGGAAUGUUAUUGAAAGAAAAUAUUUAGUUUGGGUGCAUCCAGACUGCAUUCAAUGUUUAGUUUUUUUCUCCCUUCAUCCCCUCUACUCCCUCUCUUCUCUCCUCCCCUCCCUCUCUUCUCUCCUCCCCUCCCUCUCUUCUCUCCUCCCCUCCCUCUCUUCUCUCCUCCCCUCCCUCUCUUCUCUCUUCCCCUCCCUCCCUCUCUUCUCUCCUCCCCUCCCUCUCUCUCUCCUCCCCUCCCUCUCCUUCUUCUCUCUCCCUCUCUCCAUAGUGGUGAUGGUGACUCUGUAGAGAGCCAGUCAGAACAGGGUCAGGUUGCUCCAGGUUCUGAUGCUGAUGUCCAGAUGUCUCUCAGCCCAGAAGACCCAGACCAGGGUCUACCAGAGCUGGACCAGGGGGGAAACACCUCCCACAGGCACCAAGACACAGACCAAGACCAGCAGGUGAGAGGGAGUCCCACAACCUAGUCCCCACCCUGGUAAUGUUCUAGAUAGUAGACUGUUAUUUCUGACACUGACUGACUGUAAGUGUAAUGAGGGGUGUAGAGGUUUGCGUGUGAACGUUGAGGACUGGGGCUACACAUGGUUUGGCUUCCAGUCCACGCAAAGAGCUGCUUCAUUAAUGUUUCAUUCAAUAAAUGAACCCUCUGCACCCUCUGCCUUUCUCCUACUGUAGAGAGAGAGGGAGAGUGGAGUGAGUGAGUGAGAGAGAAUGAGAGAAGCCCUGUCCUAGCCAGUAUUGGUACAGAGCUGGUCUGUUUUCCAACCGGAUUGGCUGCAGACAGACAAAGCUGAACUGGAUUGGCUAGGAGGCUUUGUCGGUUGGUGGCUUUGUCGACCGUUCUGGGGUCUUAUAAAGGAAUAAUGUAAUAAAUCAAUUACAGCUCACUGCUUGUGUGUGUAACGUGUAUGUGUGUGUGUGUGUGUGUGUAACGUGUGUCUCUAUACCUGUCAAGGCCGUGGAUGAGGCAGUGGAUGAGGCAGUGGAUGAGGCAGUGGAUGCCAGUGAUGCCAGCAGUAGGGAGACGGACCCGUCAGUGCCCAGUAAGGAGGACAUCCCAACCUUCGACGAGUGGAAGAAACAAGUCAUGGAGGUGGAGAAGGAGAAGAGUAAGAAACACACACAGGCACACGUUCCCCUCGUUAAUAUCGUGAAGAAGGGAUGCUGUUCCCUACAGUAAUUUUUCAGACAAAUUAGUGCAGAGGCCUCACAUGUAAAUCUCUGUCCUCCUUUCAACUCCCUCCCUCACUCUCCCCCUCCUCCCCCCCUACCCAUACGUAAAAAUGUAUGCACGCAUGACUAAGUCGCUUUGGAUAAAAGUGUCUGCUAAAUGGCAUAUUGUUAUUAUUAUUCUCUCUCUUCCCUCCUUCCCUCCGUCUCCUUGCUUCCUUCCAUUCUUUCUCUCUGUAUCUGUCAUAGUUUCUCUCCCUUGCCUUUCAUUCUUGCAUCUCCCUCUCUGACUGAGGGAGUUAUGGGGAUUUCAGUGUGUGUGUGUGUUGCGUAAUCUCUCACUCUCUGUCCUCUGAGGCAGCACUCCUCCACCACCACUAAUGGCCCGGUCUACAGGAGCAGAAGGACACACAGACAGUUCACACUUACACUCUCAAACUCAACACACACUUGAGCAGGCCACGUGCACUCACACACAUACAAAUGCUCCCAGAUUACACCCAUGGGUACCCACACACUGUUAGAUCAUAGACAGCGUGGCAGAGUGAGUUAACCCAUUGUUUUAUGACCCGCUGAGCUAGAAACUGGACCUUAUGUAGAUCUCCUGUCCUCAGCUUCACCUUCAGACAGACAGACGGGGGAGCAUUUUCCUAGCCCAGAAACCCACCCAAACAACAGUCACAUUUUUAGACAUGGGGUGACGAUGGCACAUAAUCCAAGAUGAGUUCUGAAUAGUACAAUUAGUGAUUUCAUCUGGAGUUUUCUCAUAAACACAGGAAAACACUGACUGAACUGUCUAUGUUUAAGUUAUUGAUAUUUGAAAAGGUUGUAUUUGGUCAAAUAUUAAUGAAUGCCCCUGUUCCAAACAUGGCUGCUGUGUACCCAACCUGCUCUGUCCCACGUUAAUGCUAGCGUGUGUGUGUGUGUGUGAGUGUGGGCGAGUCGUGGAGUGUAUGCAUACCUGUGCAUGUAAUGUGCCAGCAUCAUUGUUUCUUUCAUUUCUGAGAACAACCUAUCAGUUCUGUGCAUGUAAGGUACACCACGUACGGUGUACAACAUACUGUCUCAGCCUGUCCUGCACAUUGAUAACAUAUAGCAACUAUAGAUUAUAGGAAUCAGACCAGGCUACUGAUAUAGCAACUAUAGAUUAUAGGAAUCAGACCAGGCUACUGAUAUAGCAACUAUAGAUUAUAGGAAUCAGACCAGGCUACUGAUAUAGCAACUAUAGAUUAUAGGAAUCAGACUAGGCUACUGAUAUAGCAACUAUAGAUUAUAGGAAUCAGACCAGGCUACUGAUAUAGCAACUAUAGAUUAUAGGAAUCAGACCAGGCUACUGAUAUAGCAACUAUAGAUUAUAGGAAUCAGACCAGGCUACUGAUAUAGCAACUAUAGAUUAUAGGAAUCAGACCAGGCUACUGAUAUAGCAACUAUAGAUUAUAGGAAUCAGACUAGGCUACUGAUAUAGCAACUAUAGAUUAUAGGAAUCAGACCAGGCUACUGAUAUAGCAACUAUAGAUUAUAGGAAUCAGACUAGGCUACUGAAAUAGCAACUAUAGAUUAUAGGAAUCAGACUAGGCUACUGAAAUAGCAACUAUAGAUUAUAGGAAUCAGACUAGGCUACUGAUAUAGCAACUAUAGAUUAUAGGAAUCAGACCAGGCUACUGAUAUAGCAACUAUAGAUUAUAGGAAUCAGACCAGGCUACUGAUAUAGCAACUAUAGAUUAUAGGAAUCAGACUAGGCUACUGAUAUAGCAACUAUAGAUUAUAGGAAUCAGACCAGGCUACUGAUAUAGCAACUAUAGAUUAUAGGAAUCAGACCAGGCUACUGAUAUAGCAACUAUAGAUUACAGGAAUCAGAUUAGGCUACUGAUAUAGCAACUAUAGAUUAUAGGAAUCAGACUAGGCUACUGAUAUAGCAACUAUAGAUUACAGGAAUCAGACUAGGCUACUGAUAUAGCAACUAUAAAUUACAGGAAUCAGACUAGGCUACUGAUAUAGCAACUAUAGAUUAUAGGAAUCAGACUAGGCUACUGAUAUAGCAACUAUAGAUUACAGGAAUCAGACUAGGCUACUGAUAUAGCAACUAUAGAUUAUAGGAAUCAGACCAGGCUACUGAUAUAGCAACUAUAGAUUAUAGGAAUCAGACUAGGCUACUGAUAUAGCAACUAUAGAUUACAGGAAUCAGACUAGGCUACUGAUAUAGCAACUAUAGAUUAUAGGAAUCAGACCAGGCUACUGAUAUAGCAACUAUAGAUUAUAGGAAUCAGACUAGGCUACUGAUAUAGCAACUAUAGAUUACAGGAAUCAGACUAGGCUACUGAUAUGUCUGACAGGUACUGUACCUUAUCUCUACAUAUUUAUCUACAUGGAUGAUUAUGUGUUAUCUACAUUAAGAUGACCCAGUUUUCCCAGGACUCCCUGGAAAUCUGUGGCAUUUGUUACUGAGCGGACUAUUCUAGCUACAGUGGGGGAAAAAAGUAUUUAGUCAGCCACCAAUUGUGCAAGUUCUCCCACUUAAAAAGAUGAGAGAGGCCUGUAAUUUUCAUCAUAGGUACACGUCAACUAUGACAGACAAAUUGAGGGGAAAAAAUCCAGAAAAUCACAUUGUAGGAUUUUUUAUGAAUUUAUUUGCAAAUUAUGGUGGAAAAUAAGUAUUUGGUCACCUACAAACAAGCAAGAUUUCUGGCUCUCACAGACCUGUAACUUCUUCUUUAAGAGGCUCCUCUGUCCUCCACUCGUUACCUGUAUUAAUGGCACCUGUUUGAACUUGUUAUCAGUAUAAAAGACACCUGUCCACAACCUCAAACAGUCACACUCCAAACUCCACUAUGGCCAAGACCAAAGAGCUGUCAAAGGACACCUGAAUCUGCAAUAGGUCAAAUAAAAUCAAAUAAAAUCAAAUUUUAUUGGUCACAUGCGCCGAAUACAACAGGUGCAGACAUUACAGUGAAAUGCUUACUUAUAGCCCUUAACCAACAGUGCAUUUAUUUUAAACAAAAAAAGUAAAAAUAAAACAACAAAAAAAGUGUUGAGAAAAAAAAGAGCAGAAGUAAAAUAGUGACAGUAGGGAGGCUAUAUAUACAGGGGGGUACCGUUGCAGAGUCAAUGUGCGGGGGCACCGGCUAGUUGAGGUAGUUGAGGUAAUAUGUACAUGUGGGUAGAGUUAAAGUGACUAUGCAUAAAUACUUAACAGAGUAGCAGCAGCGUAAAAAGGAUGGGGUGGGGGGGCAGUGCAAAUAGUCCGGGUAGCCAUGAUUAGCUGUUCAGGAGUCUUAUGGCUUGGGGGUAGAAGCUGUUGAGAAGUCUUUUGGACCUAGACUUGGCACUCCGGUACCGCUUGCCGUGCGGUAGCAGAGAGAACAGUCUAUGACUAGGGUGGCUGGAGUCUUUGACAAUUUUGAGGGCCUUCCUCUGACACCGCCUGGUAUAGAGGUCCUGGAUGGCAGGAAGCUUUGCCCCAGUGAUGUACUGGGCCGUACGCACUACCCUCUGGUAAGCAGCUUGGUUUGAAGAAAUCAACUGUGGGAGCAAUUAUUAGGAAAUGGAAGACAUACAAGACCACUGAUAAUCUCCCUCGAUCUGGGGCUCCACGCAAGAUCUCACCCCGUGGGGUCAAAAUGAUCACAAGAACGGUGAGCAAAAAUCCCAGAACCACACGGGGGGACCUAGUGAAUGACCUGCAGAGAGCUGGGACCAAAGUAACAAAGCCUACCAUCAGUAACACACUACGCCGCCAGCGACUCAAAUCCUGCAGUGCCAGACGUGUUCCCCCUGCUUAAGCCAGUACAUGUCCAGGCCGUCUGAAGUUUGCUAGAGUGCAUUUGGAUGAUCCAGAAGAGGAUUGGGAGAAUGUCUAAUGGUCAGAUGAAACUUUUUGGUAAAAACUCAACUCGUCGUGUUUGGAGGACAAAGAAUGCUGAGUUGCAUCCAAAGAACACCAUACCUACUGUGAAGCAUGGGGGUGGAAACAUCAUGCUUUGGGGCUGUUUUUCUGCAAAGGGACCAGGACGACUGAUCCGUGUAAAGGAAAGAAUGAAUGGGGCCAUGUAUCGUGAGAUUUUGAGUGAAAACCUCCUUCCAUCAGCAAGGGCAUUGAAGAUGAAACGUGGCUGGGUCUUUCAGCAUGACAAUGAUCCCAAACACACCGCCCGGGCAACGAAGGAGUGGCUUCGUAAGAAGCAUUUCAAGGUCCUGGAGUGGCCUAGCCAGUCUCCAGAUCUCAACCCCAUAGAAAAUCUUUGGAGGGAGUUGAAAGUCUAUGUUGCCCAGCGACAGCCCCAAAACAUCACUGCUCUAGAGGAGAUCUGCAUGGAGGAAUGGGCCAAAAUACCAGCAACAGUGUGUGAAAACCUUGUGAAGACUUACAGAAAACAUUUGACCUGUGUCAUUGCCAACAAAGGGUAUAUAACAAAGUAUUGAGAAACUUUUGUUAUUGACCAAAUACUUAUUUUCCAGCAUAAUUUGCAAAUAAAUACAUUAAAAAUCCUACAAUGUGAUUUUCUAGAAUUUCUUUUCUCAUUUUGUCUGUCAUAGUUGACGUGUACCUAUGAUGAAAAUUACAGGCCUCUCUCAUCUUUUUAAGUGGGAGAACUUGCACAAUUUAUGGCUGACUAAAUACUUUUUUUCCUCACUGUAAAUAAAUAAAAUGAAUGAAUGAGUUCCCUUAACAAGCGUGCGCGCACACAAACACUCACACACAUCUCGUAACCCCCUUUUCUCUCUUCUCCAGCGCUGUCCCUCCAUACCUCCUCCAGUGGAAGCCCCCCUGUGAAGAAGGUGCAGAAGAACUUUAAAAACAACUAUGCUUCUGUGGAGUGUGGAGCUAAGAUACUGUCAGCUAACACCGAGGCCAAGGUAACACACUCACACACACAACACAUGAAGUAUUAUGUUCAUAGGAUAGUAACAGUCAGUCCAUGGACUCAUAUUUGCCAUGCCAUUCUCUCUCUCCUCCUCUCAUCCCUCGUUUCCAGAGUACCUCAGCUAUCCUCAUGGAGAAUAUGGACCUGUACAUGCUGAACCCCUGCAGCAACAAGAUUUGGUGAGACACACACACCUACUUUCUAAUUUUGUGAACAGUUGUCUGCUCUCUCUCUCUCUCUUCCCCCCCUCCACUCUCCUGUCUGCUCUCUGUGAAGCUGCAGGGUGACAACACUUUGUCCCCCAAAAGCAUACACAAGUCCCCUUGUCAGCUCAGCACGUCUGACCCCAACUGCCAACCAUCUUCCCAGGCAAAUGUGAAGGGGAGAGGAUGAUAUUUGACAGAGCUGAAAGUUCUCUCACGUUAUCAUGUCUCUUCUAACUCUCUCUCCCCCUCUCCCCCAUCCCUCUCUCUUCCUCUCUCCCCGUCUCCCUCACCCCUCUCCCCACCCCUCUCUCUUCCUCUCUCCCCCACCCCUCUCUCUCCCUGUCUCCCCCACCCCUCUCUCUUUCUCUCUUCCUCUCUCCCCCACCCCUCUCUCUUCCUCUCUCCCCCACCCCUCUCUCGCUCCCUCUCUAGGUUUGUAAUAGAGCUGUGUGAGCCCAUCCAGGUGAAACAGUUGGACAUCGCUAACUUUGAACUCUUCUCCUCCACGCCGAAAGACUUCCUGGUCUCCAUCAGCGACAGGUACGAACACCCUCUCCUGGGUUAAAUGUGGAAGACACAUUUCGGUUGAAUGCAUUCAGUUCUUCAACUGACUAGAUAUCUCCUUUCCUUUCCUGUUUUCCUCAGGACACACAUACACCACUCUGACCACCCCCUCUCUCUCUCUCUCUCUCUCUCAGGUAUCCCACCAACAAGUGGGUGAAGUUGGGAACGUUCCACGCCCGUGAUGAGCGCACCGUCCAGAGCUUCCCAUUGGACGAACAGCUCUAUGCCAAAUACGUCAAGGUACACACCGACAUUUACACACACUCACACACAUGUUAUGUUCUUCUAUCCUGGUGGGGACCUAACAUUUAUUUCCAUUCAAAAUCCUAUUUUCCCUAAACCUAAAUCUAUUCCUUACCAUAACCCUAACCUUAACACGUAACACUAAACCUAACCACUAACCCUUUACCCUAACCCUAAUUGUAACCCUAACCCGAAUCCCUAAGCUUAAAAUAGCCUUUGUCCUCAUGGGGAUGUGGGAAAUGUCCCCACAAGGGAGAUUUUUCCUUGUUUUACUAUCCUUGUGGGCUUUGGGGGAUUUUAGGUCCCCACAAGGAUAGAAGAACCAACCAAAACACACACACACAAACUGCAGACACACACACACAAACUGCAGACACAUACACACACACACUGCAGACACACACACACACUGCAGACACACACACACACACUGCAGACACACACCAUUUGUCUUCUAUGUUCUAUGCCCAGGGGGAUUCCUCAUGACUUCAUGGUCAGUUUCCUAUGUCAUCAACAUGAGACUGACUGACUCCCUACUCAUACCUCACACAAUAUGCUUCUGUGCGUGUGUGACUGUGUGUGAGGAUGUAUAUUCUGAGGAUGUAUUUCAGCUUCCUUUUCUACUUCUGUGUGUAAUAAAUACAGUACAAAUACUAUGGGGAAGUAUGUACUAUAUUAUAGUCGUUCAACUCUACUCCUCCUCACUAUAUUAUCUUAUCUAACGCUUUAAGUGUUAUUGUAUUUUCAUAGUUUUUUGGUAUAGUUUAAAAUAACAAUAUUUUUCAUGCAGGUGCAUUUGAUGUGAUGUUGGGUAAAUUGUAUGCGUUUUGAAUAUGCCACUGUUUUGUGAUUUCACAAAGUACUGUGUGACUAGGUCUUAGGGUUAUCAGCUGUCUUAGUUUCAAUAAGAACUGAAGCUGUUAUCAACCUGAUAUGUCUUGUUGUUCUGAUAUCUGUCUGUCUGUCUGUCUGUCUGUCUGUCUAGGUUGUCUGUCUGUCUACCUCUUCUCUACUCCUCUAAAGUUACUGCAAUGAAUAAUUAUUAGGGGUGUAACGAUCCAUCUACUACAUCGAUGUAUCGAUUUAUAUUCCUAUGAUCCAACUACAUCGAUCUGUGCUCGGCGAGUUGGCCUUUUGGACAACAUAUAUCAAUCUAACAUCGUUUUAAAAUGUAAUAAAUCGAUUGUAUCGAUACUAGGAAAUAACCCAUUGGAUUUAAGCACGUCAGACUUUAUAUGGAUGUUUUUUCUUAGCACUUUUAAUGAUAAAGGCUUUAAACAUUACUCGAUUCAGUCUGCCUAUCCGUGACGUCAUCGCCCCGCGCCAGCAGCAGCGCAAAGGCGCAAAGACAACAAAACAUAGCAUGGCGGACGACAGAGGAGAAGCCGACGAGCGAGAAAUUAUCAAGCCACCAUUGCGGUCCUUACAAGAAACAGGAAUCUAGGAAACUUCACCUGCACUGUCCAGUAUCCAGGUAUUUAUUUCAGUCACACUGGUUGAAUUUUUGGCUAAAAAGUCACUGAAUCGUUUCGGAUCGUAUCGUUCUAAAUGAACCAAUAUCGUCCUUGAAUCGUAUCGACAACCACGAAUCGUGAUACAAAUCGAAUCGUUGUUAAAACGAAUCGUUACACCCCUAAUAAUUAUAAUACCUUAUUCCCUUGUAAUGCUAUGUGUACCUUGUAUUCCUUUGUAUACCUUACCUUGCCUUUCAUUGCCUUUGCCUUGUAGUCUUUUGUAGAGCAAGCGUUUUAGUCUGUGAAUACUGUGUGUUGUGUUGUCGGGGGGGGAAUGCAAAAGAAAAGGACCAGAUGCUUGACUUGCUUGUGGCAUGAAUCAGCCUUUUUACUGAUUUCUCUCCUUUUUUCUCUCUUCUCUUCCUCUUGCAUCAGAUGUUCAUCAAGUACAUAAAGGUUAGCUUUCUUCUCUUUUAGAGGUUGUAAUACGCUAUGAUGCGUUAUAGUGUACCAUAAAAAUGGGGAGCUUUGGUGGCAGUGUACAGAUACUGUAAUGCAUGACCAAGACACAUUUAGAACUUACAAUAGAGCUUGGCAAAUUCCACAUCACCUUUUAGAUUUGAUUGUUGGAUGACUAGAAUGAUUUAGCUUAGACGUAUUGGAUGACAAAAAAUAUUUUCACUGAACAAAAAUAUAAACGCAACAUGUAAAGUGUUGGUGCUAUGUUUCAUGAGCUGAAAUAAAAGAUCCCAUAAAUGUUCCAUACUCACAAAAAGCUUAUUUCUCUCAAAUGUUGUGCACAAAUUAGUUUACAUCCCUGUUAGUGAGCAUUUCUCCUUUGCCAAGAUAAUCCAUCCACCUGACAGGUGUGGCAUAUCAAGAAGCUGGUUAAACAGCAUGAUCAUUACACAGGUGCACCUUGUGCUGGGGACAAUAAAAGGCCACUCUAAAAUGUGCAGUUUUGUCACACAACACAAUGCCACAGAUGUCUCAAGUUUUGAGGGAGCGUUCAAUUGGCAUGCUGACUGCGGGAAUGUCCAUCAGAGCUGUUGCCAGAGAAUUGAAUGUUAAUUUCUCUACCAUAAGCUGCCUCCAACGUUGUUUUAGAGAAUUUGGCAGUACAUCCAACCGGCCUCGCAACCGCAGACCACGUGAAUGGCGUCAUGUGGGCGAGCGGUUUGCUGACGUCAACGUUGUGAACAGAGUGCCCCAUGGUGGUGGUGGGUUUAUGGUAUGGGCAGGCACAAGCUACGGACAACGAACACAAUUGCAUUUUAUCGAUGGCAAUUUGAAUGCACAGAAAUACCGUGACGAGACCCAUUGUGAUGCCCAUUUUUUUGUAAGGUAUCUUUGACCAACAGGUGCAUAUCUGUGUUCCCAGUCAUGUGAAAUCCAUAGAUUAGGGCCUAAUUUAAUUUAUUUCAAUUGUAUGAUUUCCUCUUAUGAACUGUAACUCAGUAAAAUCUUUACAAUUGUUGAAUGUUGCAUUUUAUAUUUUUGUUCAGUAUAACUUAGACGUAUUGGAUGACUAGAAUGAUUUAGCUUAGACCUAUUGGAUGACUAGAAUGAUUUAGCUUAGACCUAUUGGAUGACUAGAAUGUAAGUGGGGCUGGUUUGGGUGGUUUAAUUAACCAGGUGUGAGUGUGUUAGAUGUGGUUUAACCCUUCGUCACCCCUCGACUGCAGGUGGAGCUCAUCUCCCACUUUGGAUCAGAGCACUUCUGUCCCCUCAGCCUCAUCAGGUAAGAGAUUAUAUAUAUAUAUAUAGAGGGAGGAAAUGAGACAGGGAUAAUCUGUCAUUUCAUUUUUAACAGCCAGACUUCAAUAGAAGACAAUGAACAGUAAUGUUUUCCUCAGGGUGGGUUGUUUAUCAACAAGGCUAUAUAACACAGGAGGUUGGGGCUCCUUAAUUGGGGAGAACGGGCUCGUAGUAAUAGCUGGAGCAGAAAAGGUGGAAUGGUAUAAAAUACUGCACACAUGGUUUCCAUGUGUUUGAUGCCAUUCCAUUGCGCCGAUCCGGCCAUUAUUAUGAGCCGUUCUCCCCUUAGCAUCCUCCUGUGCUAUAUAACGAACACAGUAGGGAAAAUGGGACUUCCUCUAACUCAGACAACACCAAAGAGCUGCUCUCACCCCUCACUAUACAUUAUUAUCUUACUAGUGACUGUGGGUUUACUUGGACUUUAGUUAGGCCCACUAUCAUCAUUGAUUGAGGUGUGUAUUUGUUUAACCAGUAAACUGCCUUCAAUAAUGUUAGCCCCUAGUGCGUAGUGAAAUCAGUGUUAUUCCAGAGAACACAUAUCAUGCGGAGAUGUACUGAAAGCUGAGCAGCUUUCCAGUAAUGGUCUCUGUGCUCUAUAGGAUUUCCAGGAAAUAUGUGUUGUUUUGUCUCUCUGCCAUGUUGGCUCUCUGCCUCUUUCUCACUCUCUCUUUCUCCACCUCUCUCUGUGUGUGUGCGCCUCUCUCUCUUUCCCCCCUCUCUGUCUUGGCAGCAUGCUCUUAUUCAUGUCUGUCUGUAGGUUAAGGGGCCCAGUGUAGCGGGUUAUUUGGCUGUAUUACAGCAAGUCUUCCAUACGCUGCUCUAUAUGGAGACAUUCCUUCCCUGAAGCUGUAUAGGGGAGCUGGAGCUCAGCCAGAACCCAACAGAGACCCUCCUCAGAGGACCCUCUCUCUACCAUUUAGACUGAGCUCUCACUGCACAGCCUCCCUCUUACAGAGCAUAUGGGGUAUUCAGGUCGCUGCAAACAAUGGCAGAGGAGAAAGCAGGAUCUUAAAGUCCCUGCAGUUGCAGUACAACACUUUAACAUACAGUACAACCAGUUCAACUCAGUACAGUAGCCUUGUUGUCCUCUGCUGAGUUGGAUGUACUAAGUUACUCCUUACCCUCCUAUCACCCACACUCCCUGCCAUUCCCUCCAGGGGUUGAGGCCAGGAUAGUGGACAGGAGGUAGCAGGGAGGUCAAGGGACAGGUAAGAGGUAGCCCCGUGUAGCUCAGUUGGUAGAGCAUGGCGCUUGCAACGCCAGGGUUGUGGGUUCGAUUCCCACGGGGGGCCAGUAUGAAAAAAAAAAAGAGGGAAAAAAAUGUAUGCACUCACUACUGUAAGUCGCUCUGGAUAAGAGCGUCUGCUAAAUGACUAAAAUGUAAAUGUAAAUCAUCAACAACAAAGCUAGGUGAGUUUAACAGGCGGGGGCUGUAAAAAACACUAUUACUACAGAUUUACCACCACCUCCUCCCACUCACUACCUCCCCCCAUCCAACCUUGAGGAGUGGAGACCAGGGCAGAGAGAAGAGAUUAGGAGGAGGGGGCAGAGGGAGGGUUGUAAGGUUAUGGGAGAGUUGGUUGUGGUAAAAUAAGAACGCCAAAUAAAGUAUUGAGUAAUAUGUACUGAUUUGCCUCUUACCCUCCUCCUACCUUCCCCCUGCCUCAUGCCCUCGAGGAGUGGAGACCAGGACAGGAGCUGUAAAACAUAAUAAAAAAUGGUUUUCUUUUAACUAGACCAACGUUCAAAUCCACGUAACUGCUGCUACUCUGUAGAAAAACUAAAUAACUAAAUGUUAAGGUGUACAUUAUCUCAGUCGAUAAGGUUAGAGGGGUGAGUUGUAUAGAUUUCAUGUACAAAAACAACACUAUAGGGAACAGUAUGUCAUCUCAGCAACAUGUCAAUCCACAUGUCAGCUUUCUGGCAAAGUCCAUGUUAGUCUAAGCAUAAUUAUUCUCUUUUCAGCUGUAUAUGAUACAUUUAACCAGAUGUAAGCUGUGUGUGUGUGUGUGUUAUAUAACCAUGUGUAUGUUUAUAGGGUGUUUGGUACCAGUAUGGUGGAGGAAUAUGAAGAGAUCGCAGAUUCCCAGUACCCCUCAGAGAGGCUAGAAUACCUUGAUGAGGACUAUGGUAAGAAGGUACACUGUGUGUGUGAUACUUGGUCAUGUUGUUAUUAUAAAAGAGAAUGUUGUUCUCAAUAACUUGAAAUAAUGUGGUUCUUUCAUCUACAGACUACCCACCUGGCUACCUCCACUCUGAGGACAAGGGUUCUAAAAAUCUGCUGGGCUCUGCCACAAGUAUGUAUACAAACACACACACACACCACAUUGUUCUGAGCAUAGUUUCACAUGGCACCGGACAGCAUAAACAUGGGUAACUUGAUAUCUAACUGGCUCAGCAUCAGUUCUCUACUGUAUCUAAUCACAUCAGAGAAUUGAUCUCCAGAACUGGGUUUAAAACAGGCUCUGUAUUUCUUGGAAAACGGAGAGACAAGAAGCUGCUUUCCUGGAAAACAAAGUCCUGAAUGUUUCUUCAGUUUCUGUAUUCCCACAUGACGGCACACACACAUUCACACACACAGAGAGAGCUGUGGCUGGGAUACGGGUUAGCGACUGGGUUAGCGACUGGGUUAGCGACUGACGUGUAUAUAACUCUGCUACUCACACUGGAGCCCCUGUGUCUCCCUGCCUACAAGGGGGAGGAGCUGGCAGGGCACUGAGGCUCCAAUCUGAUUGGCUAAGAGCCCCCCCCCCCCCCCACCCCCUCACACACACACACAUUGUCAUACACACAACUGGUUCAGCUUUGAGAAAAUAGACUGACACAUUUCUACACAACCAGCUACUUUACUACCAGUGAAUAAGGUUAUUCAUGAUUCUGUGUGUGUGUUCUACCUACAGGUGCCAUUCUCAACAUGGUCAACAACAUAGCAGCCAACGUUCUGGGAGGCAAGCCUGAGGAAGGAGGAGCACAGAUGGAACGUAUGGAUCCUCCUCUUUCCUCUCUUCCCUCCUCCCCUUCUCUCUCUUCUCUCAUUUCCUUCACCACCUCCUAUUCAUUGCUAAGAAUGUGUGUUGUGUUUGAGGAAAUGCUAUGUGUUAGAUAGUGUAAAUAACUUGCUGCGGUAACCGCCUCUUGGAGCGAGAGGCAUGAGGUUUGCAUAUGUAUGGAGGAAGGUUUAUCUAGUGCUAACUAAAGCACUGAGCUGUCCAGGGGAAUGCGCCAGUGUGUACAUUAGAGGUAUUCUGUACACAAUAAAGGUCUUAAUUAAACCAGCAUGGUUUUAUGAGGCUCAGCACUUACUAGCCUGCCCCUCUCUUUCCCUCACAGAAGAGAAGCUCUGGAAUUCAACAAUGUUUAAGAAGAACCGAUCUAGCCUUCGCCCUCUCACUCUUUCUCCUUCUUUUAGACAACAAGCCCUGUUAUCCUACCCUGCUUUGUUCUCGUUUAGUAACCACACACACACAGCCAGUGGAAACUUUCAAACAGAACCAACUGGCUUGUCCACACAGAACAACAAAUGAGUUUCAUACUGAUCUAGUCUGAGCGACGCAGCCAAAUGUGUCGGCAACACUGGUCAAAAGCCAACAAGUUCUUAUGUAACAUCUGACGUGUACUUCCAUAUGGGUUGCUUGAGUUCAGCUCUCACACACACACACACACACACACACACUAGGCUGUGACCAAUAUAAACAUUUUCUUAACGUUUAAAUUGCCAUUGUUUUUAUUGUUUAAACAAUAAGAAAAAAUCUGAAAACUACGUAAAUUCAUGAUUCAGAUAUGCGUAUAACCGCUAGGGGGCAAUGCAGUUCAAUCUACCACAGUCUUGACUACCUACCCAGAUGGCGCUCACCUUACUGCUGUCCCCCACCCACUCGGCAACGAUAGUAGUUAAUGCCAUUUAAGGUUCUCUGCUGUGUGCCUUUCCUCCAUGAUCUCAAUUGUCAGUACCGUACAUCAAUGUGAUUGCUCAUUGCAGUAAUGUGUGACAGCGUGUUCAUAGACAUCCAACACUAUGUUGUUAACGCCACGUAUCGUGUUUGCGCUUUGUACUUGCAGAGCAAUCGUACAAUUUCAUCAUCCGGGCCGUCAUGAUCUUGUAGUUUUGUUCUAGAUAUGCCGUUAGGGUAUUAAAGACGACAUCCUCUACCAUUUGACAAUGGCUGCAUAUCAACUGCAAUCAUUUCUGUAAUCAGCGCUGUGAUUUUCUCACCCUGUCCCUUAUCGCGCUGCUGCCAGCAACGGGUUGGGUCCCUUUCAGCAUUGCACCUGUACUGCCACUGUAGCUCUAUUACCCCUCACAAAGUUUGCAUUUCACCACCUCAUUUAAAGGUAGAAUCCUUAAUUAAAACAAUAACAAAGUGGUUACCUCACUCUCAAAUUCAUAAAGAGAGCUAUGGAUGCAAGGACUUGACCAUUCAUAGUAUACACUUUUUGUAGCUAUAUUUUAAUAUUUUUUACGGGGUAGAUCAGCUUUAAUAUUGCAGAUAGAUUGUAACUUCCAUCAAUGUAAUUGUCUGCAUCACUUCCAAUCGCCCAUAUGUUUUUUUUCUUCUCGCAAAUAAAUAUAUAUAUAUAUUUUAUUUAUUUAUUUAUUUAUAUAUAUAUUUCAUUUUAUUACUUUCCAACCCCACCACCCCUUCCCUAAUUGGAGUAAACUAGUGAACAACAAUGCUUAGGCCUCUACUACCAGCUUAUACAUACUAUAUAAAUUUUAUGGACACAGUCAAUUUUACAAUAAUUAUAUUUUGUUUGUUUUUACUCCGGAACUUCCUCUACCCUCAACCUCUCUGAUCAUUUUCAUGAUGUCCAUCCGGUUUGCUUCUUAUUGCCAUAUCUUUCUAACUGUGCUCUUUCACAAAAGCUCUCAACCUAUAACCUAUAUGCUUUACAUUAUGAGUUAUCUUGUUGUAUAGAGGGUUUGUUUACAUUUACAUUGUUUACAAUCAUUGGAGUAAAACAAGCUUAUAUUUUGGGUUCUGAUGGGGUAUGACAGUUGAACUAAGCUCAUGAGGCAUUUAUAAGUUAUUGUCUUCAAGAAUCAAUGGGUAUGUGUCAUUAAUUUAAAAGUCCAAAAAUGGAUGUUGCAACUAAGGAUUCCAGCUUUAACUUCUUAAAGUAUUGCCAUACAGACUUUGCUGCUGUCGUUUCCCUGUCUCAUGCUCUGCCAUUUUUUAUCCGUGGCAAAUAAUUUAAAAUAUGCAUAUCUCCUCCUUUACAGCAUUGUUGCGUUAGGUCUUUGUUUAAUUUUAACUUUUCCGUUUAUGAUGAUGAUCGGGACCUGUUAGUGGUAGUUUUGUGAUAACUGCAAGGUGAUUUUAGGGAUUCUUUUCUACAUUUUUUUUUUUACAUUUUUAGUCAUUUUAGCAGACGCUCUUAUCCAGAGCGACUUACAGUUAGUGAUUACAUAUUUUUUAUUUUUUUUAUACUGGCCCCCCGUGGGAAUCGAACCCACAACCCUGGCGUUGCAAACGCCAUGCUCUAUCAACUGAGCUACAUCCCUGCCGGCCAUUCCCUCCCCUACUCUAGACGACGCUGGGCCAAUUGUGCGCCGCCCAUGAGUCUCCCGGUCGCGGCCGGCUGCGACAGAGCCUGGAUACGAACCAGGAUCUCUAGUGGCACAGUUAGCACUGCGAUGCAGUGCCUUAGACCACUGCGCCACUCAGGAGUUCACUAAACGUUUUUAAACGUUAACUCCCUUUCUAAACGUUAACGAUCCCAAUUUCGUUUAAACGUCACACCCAAACACACACACACUUCCAUAUGGGUUGCUUGAGUUCAGAUCAUGCGCAAACACAAACACACACACUGGACUAUUAACAGAACAUUCCAAAUGUCAUCAGACCUCGGGGCAGACACAAACAGUAGAUCCAGUUUUGGUUACACUUCCUUCCCAGCCAGUCUUGCUAGUCUCUUCCUCCUUUCUCUUGCCCAACCGGUUUUCCUAUUAUGCCAUCUCCUUCUAUCCUUCCUUCCCUUCCUGCUGGACAGUUCAGUCUGAGCCCAACUUCACCCAUCUUGUUUAGAUUAGACGGUUCCGAAACUGGGUCAUAUAGUUCCGGUUUGGUGUGUGUGUCUGCAAGUGAAUGCUUCUUUACGUAUAUGCCUGCCUGCCUGCCUGAGGCUCCAGAUGUUGAUUGGACUGCUGGCAGGAUGUUUUCAGAGGAACAAUGGAUCUCAGUGUUUUAUAAAGCAGCAGCAGCUGGGGAGCUGGCUCUAUUAGGACUGGGGGGUCCAUGACGUAGUUGCAACAACCUCUGGUCCCAAUCUUAUCCUCAGAUACUGCUGGAGUCUGAACACUACUCUACACUCUGAUUUACCCCCUGGUCCCAAUGGCAAACACACUCACACAUCCUCACAAACCUUUACACACCCUUCACUAUGGGCUACAUUGAGGCAGCUGAGGUGACUUAUUAUGGGCUGUUUGUUAAACCCUUUUUCAACCCACAGGGUAGCUAAGGUUUGACUGUUUGUUUCUGUUUUUGCCAACUCUCUUGUGGUCGUUACUCCAAACAUAGAUGUUGGCGGUCUGUCUCUGUUUCCCAUUUUAACCCACUGAACUGGGCAACAACAGAGUUGGCUAGAAGGCUAGUGAUAGUUUGUUACCCUAUGAAGGGAAGUUAAUGUAGUAGUUGACAUAGGGAUAUAUGUUCUAUGUAAUUAUGUGGUAGUUGAUGACUGUAUCUAAAGCCUGCUGUGUGUGUGUGUGUAUCUCUUCCAGCCAAUGCAUCAUCAGAAGCCCAGAAUGAAACCGAGGGGAAUAAGGAGGUGCUGCUCACCCCAACCCCUACCACCACCACCCCUCCUCCAGCGUGAGUCACUCAUUCACUCACUCUCACUCACUCACCUUGCAGUAAGAGUUUCUGACUUCCCUCUCUCCUUCUCUCUCUCUCAGUGUGGAGCCAGACCACCCCGCUCCCCAGGAGGACCCUGAGCUCGCCCUCUCCUCCCUGGACUCCCCCCUAUCUCCCCCCUCCCCGGAGGAUGGACAGAUCGUGACUCUGGUGGUGGAGGAGGAGGAGCCUCCACAGUCCACUGUCACUCUGAUGGAGGAAGAGGGGGAUGAUAAUGAGGAGGAGAAGAGAGAGGAACAGUGGAUGAGGGAGAGCCAGCUGUACUGUCCUCUCUCCUCUGUCUCUUCCCUCUCUUCUAUCUCCUGUGUGGCCACGCUGCCAGAGCUGCUACGGCGCUGGUGUAAUGCUCGCCUCGCCAGAGAGAGACGGCGCAGUCUCAUCAAGAGGAAGCAAGACAAAUACACACACACCCCCAUAGACACUCCCUUACACACACACACCCCCAUAGACACUCCCUUACAUACACACACACCCAUACAGGACCCUGUCCCCGCCCCCACACACACCCAGGAAGCCCUAACACACACAGAGCCGGUCCCUGAUCCUGAGACUGCCCCCCAGGCCCAAAACGAGGGGCUACCACCUACAGACUCACACGAUCACACAGACACACACCCUGUGGACCCCAUCAUUGUGCUGGAGCCUAGCCGGACCUCUACCCUGCCCCCCCACAGCUUCUCUCACACCUCCCUCUCCAAACCCACCCCUACCCAGGACGAAGCUCCCCAGUCCCCCAGCCAAAACGACCCUGUCCCCCCUCCAGCCCUGCAGGGAGCCCCUGUCCCAGAGACCCAGCAGGCCAGCACCCCCACCCCUACCCCCAGCCCCACUACCCCCCCUCCACCCCCCAACCUCUGAGACAGCCUCCAUGGACCUCCCUCCACACUCCCUGAAGGAACAGCCAGUCCAGCUCCUCCCCACUGCCUCCAGACCUGCAGACAUCCCCCCUCCCACCGAACUCCCUGUGCCCCUCCAGCCCGACACACACACAGAGCCACACACACCCAGGGCUGGGACAGAAGGUGGAGACCUCCAGGGCCAGGGGGAGCAGGGCGACUCCUCUCCCCAGCCAGCAGAACACCUACGUGGGGAAGAGUCCGUGGAGGACCUGCUACUUAGCGUCCCGGUGACUGCUAACGGACAUUUACACCGGACAGCUACGGACUUCUACGCUGAGCUGCAGAGCGCGGGGGAGUACGUUGGAGGGAAUGGGAAUGGAGGGAUGAACGGAGGAGUGAACGUGCACGGCUCCAGUCAGAAAGAGAGUGUGUUCAUGAGGUUGAACAACAGGAUCAAAGCCCUGGAGAUGAACAUGUCCCUCAGCAGUAGAUACCUGGAGGAACUCAGCCAGAGGUAAGCUGUGUGUGUGUGAGAGCUGUGUGUGUGUGUGAGAGCUGUGUGUGUGUGUGUGAGCUGUGUGUGUGUGUGAGCUGUGUGUGUGUGUGUGAGCUGUGUGUUUGUGUGAGCUGUGUGUGUGUCUUUUUUAACCUAAUAGCUGUACCUACUAGCUUGCUCCAUAUUACUCGUCCUGUUCGGGCUCUGAAUAGCUUGUUGUGUGUUCUAGGUACCGUAAGCAGAUGGAGGAGAUGCAGAGAGCCUUCAACAAGACCAUCAUCAAGCUACAGAACACCUCCCGCAUUGCUGAAGAACAGGUCCGUUACAAACGGUUGCUUCUUGGUUUGGGUUGCAGGGCGGUUAUUGUGGAUGGUUGUUGCGAUUGUGUCAUGAUUGUGUAGCUAGUUCAGUGAUGGUUGAGAUAUGGUUUAGUGUAGGUCAGUGUAGCCCAACUCCGGUCCUCCAGUAACCUCAACAGCACACAUUUCUGUUGUAGGUCCAGACAAAAACACCUGAAUUAACUUGCCAAGGGCUUGAUGAUUAGUUGACAAGUAGAGUCAGGUGUGCUUGUUCGGGGCUACAACAAAAAUAUGUACUGUUGGGGGUACUGGAGGACCGGAGUUGGGAGACACUGGUGUAGGUUGUAUGGUUGGGUGGUCUGAUUGUUGUGGGAUAGGUUGGUUGUCUAAUGGUUGUAUUAACGUUGCAUCUUGGUUGUGUGAUCCCUCAGGACCAGAGGCAGACCGAGUCAAUCCAGAUGUUACAGGGCCAACUGGAGAACGUCACCAAGCUGAUGAUCAACCUCACCAUGACUGUCUCACAGUUACAGAAAGAGGUACACACACACACAGUCAUACUACCUACAUUUAUUAAAAUCAGAUUGAAUGUUGGCCUAUUUUAAUCAUCUUGCAAAAUGUAAUAAUCAGAUCUGAUACGUUUCUGUGUUUCCUCUGAAUGUUUGUAUCUGUGUGUUUUCUAGGUGUCUGACAGACAGAGUUACCUGGUGGUGUCUCUGGUCCUGUGUCUCUGUCUGGGCCUGGUGUUCUGCCUGCAGUGCUGCCGGAGCGCCAACACACACACCGCAGUCAACCACUACCCCAGCCCCAAGAGGUAAAUGCACAAACACACAUUUUUUGUCUGAUCUCCCCAUAUUAUUUAUAAGAGUAUUGUUGGUGCUUUCUAGGUCUGAUAUAGUGUUUCCCUUAGCCCAGUUAAUGUUUCCUUUUAUACAAUGGGUGGGUCCAAUCCUGGAUACUGAUUGGUUAAAACUGCGUUCCAACUGGUGUCUAUUCCACAAGUUGCCACCGGCUAUGAUGUUGAAAUGCCUAUUUACCGUUCCAUCUCAAUGCACAAUCCACAAUUUCAUCAGCCCAACCAGGCAAUUUAUAAACUUGAUCUCCACUGUUAAAAAGCAGCUAGACAUGAUCUCCCCUUUCUUUUAGACUAGCAUUUGGUUUUCAACAGCCGAGAUUUGUAUAAAUCUUGCUGUCUUGUUUCAAUACUGAAAUUCAAUCUCCACUGUCCUAUUGAGGAUUGUGUCAGGACAAGACGGAGAUCUUUUCUCAUUAAGUCGAAAUCAUGAAUCGGCAUAAUUUUUAUGGAUAUAUCCAAAUAAAUGUCAAUAGAAAAACAGGUCAAAACGAAAUUAAAGUGAUUGUGUUAGCUGUGUUGUUGGCUAGCUCCUUUGAACAGUGUCCUGAUGAGAGAGCACAUUUUCUAUGCCAGGCAAAAUCGCACAUCAUUAGCUCAUUGUUAUGGAUGUAUCCAAAUAAAUGUCACUAGAAAACCGCUUAAACAAACACAUGCAGCUACUUUGCUGUUAUUCUGCUGUAAAUUAGCCGUAGUUGGCUAGCUAGCAAGCAAGGGAUAAGAACGUUGCCAGGCAGCAUGGCAACAGAAUAUUUCAAACAAAUGACUGGGUCGUUCCAUAGAUUUAGAACUGUACUAUCAUAUCAUGUGUGUUUUAGGUGUUUCUCCUCCUAUGAUGAUAUGAGUCUGAAGCGGAGGAUAUCGUGUCCUCUCGUACGCUCCAAGUCCUUCACGUUUCCUACUUCAGAAGGUGAGCGUGUGUACACACACACUGAGUCACUCACAUGGCCUCUCUCUUACACACACACGCACACACCUUUUCCUCUACCCUUCCUCUCUUCUACAUCGCUGCUCUGUCCAUCCUGUUGCUGCUCAGGAGCUAAGACUAAAAGACUAGACACCACAGUCUUCAGAAAGCCUUCCAUGCCAGCCCCAUCAUACACAACAUUACUGGGCCUGCUACUGUCUCAGAGCAACAGCUGUGCAUGACUAGGUGCUCUGCCCACUGCCCAUGCAUGGUCUCUCUGCACUGCCGGGCUGGCUGGCUGUACCAUGCUGGUGAGCUGCUGUAAGGGUACUGGAUGGUAGGGUACUGGAGGCACAGACACCCCAGUGGGAUGGCCUGGGCACACCCUGCUCUGAAGGAAUAAAGACCUUCAUUCAGACAGCCAUGGAACAUAAUACUCCCACUUUUCCUCUCUCUUCAUCUCCCUCUCUCUCUCUUUCUCACGUGUGUGUGUGUGUGUGUGUGUGUGUGUGUGUGUGUGUGUGUGUUGCCGUUGGGCCAGAGCGCCUGUCAUUGCCAGCUGUGUGUCCAUACAGAUGCUGAACUGAAUGAGAGUAUACAUAGAACACAAUGCUUUGGCCUGGCUGCUUCUGGUAGACCACUGCAAGUAGUAGCAACAAUUAGAGAAAACUAACUUGUAGGCCCAAUGUAGGCUACCUACUAGCUAUAACCUCUUCAGUGUAGCUAUAACCUUUAUUCUGGGCUAUAGUAUAUCAGGGGUGUGUAAUACUACUUUAAUAGUAAUCAGUAGUACUACUUGCAAGGUGGUGUCAUGCUGCUUGUUUCAUGUGUGUUCCUGUAUGCCAUCCCAUCAUUAACAUGGCCCUGUUCUCUCCCUGUUCAGUAGGCCCCGACGACCUUUACAUUGUUGAACCUUUAAGGUUCUCACCAGAGAAAAAGGUACAGUGUCCCCUGCUCUCCUCUCCGUCUGCUACUGCUGUUGUACGGUGGCCCCAGCAGCCAUCUUGUUCGCUUAUGGUCUCAGUGGAGUAGGGUGAACUUGCCCCUAGACCAGGGUUUCCCAAACUCGGUCCUCGGGACCCCAAUGGGUGCACGUUUUGUUUUUUGCCCUAGCACUACACAGCUGAUUCAAAUAAUCAUCAAGCUUUGAAUCAGCUGUGUAGUGUUAGGGCACAAACCAAAACGGUCCCGAGGACCGAGUUUGGGAAACGCUGCCCUAGACUCUGAUCUAAGGUUAGUUUAGCGUUCUCCCAUCCUAAUGGUUAAGGAUAGUCUGGGGAGAGUUAAGCUGAUCCUAGAGUUACAGGCAAUUUCCAUUGAAUUAGUAGGGUUAACCAUUUCUCUGCUGACACUAGGGCUCGACUGUUACGGAGCGAUGUAGGAGCAGGCACAGGGCAGGAUUGGGCAGUGGUUUAAAAGUUGUAACCCACCAAUAGCUGACAUCCUGUUUUUAUCCACAAUCCAGACAUAAGCUGUGAUCCAGGAGGGACCGACAGCUACCCUCCAUUUGGUAAUCAUUGGGUCAGGGUUUAAUCUGCAUAACAUGGCUUUGCUCCAGUUAUAUAGAGAUACUAAGGUUUGGUCAGCUACCUAUCCUUUUUAAUGCCAUUCUCCCCACUGUCCCUGCCUUCCCCUGCCUUGUGCUGUCCUGCGUGUACAACCUCGCACAGUACUGGAUCAAAAUAUUUAGACACAAUCAAAAUCUAUCUUUGAGAGCUUGGUGUCUGUCUAGUUUGGUUGUAACCGUGCAGUGUGUCUGGUAUAGAGGUGGUUAACAUGACUUGACAUAUUUAAACAUCUCUGAGCUUUGCCCUGUACUCUUUAUUUAUCAGUCUCUCCAUCCCUCCCUCUCUCUCUCUCUCUCUCCAGAAGAAACGAUGUAAACUGAAGGCAGCAUUAUCAGCUCCCUCUUCCCCGGUGGCUAACGGGGCACUCGAAUGCAAUGGCCUCCCCCACUCCGUGACUCCUCCUCCUCCCCCUCCAACUUUAGAAGACAUCUCCUGUAAGGAGCUCCGCUUCCCCUCAGAGAGCAGCAGCUGUAGCUCCUCCACACACUCUGAGGAGUCCUACAUCAGGCGAGGCCCCCCCCUCUCCUCCCCCCCGAGCAUGUGUAACGGCCAUGCUGCCCUCCCCAUCCCGCUCUGCCUCCCCUCCCUCCCUCCCUCUAAGAAGAGAUCAGCGAAGCGUCAGCGGUCUCGUCAAUUGGAGCUGCAGUUAUCCUCCAGACAGACAGGGGGGGCUGUGAACUCUCUGCCCAGCCUGCAGCAGCUGAUCAAGGGAAACAAGGAGAUCAGCGUGGGGACAAUAGGCGCCACGGCCGUCACAGGACAUGUCUGA
This is a messenger RNA of Coregonus sp. 'balchen', 29534 nucleotides long. The record is from the annotation of a GenBank genome assembly. Lineage: Eukaryota; Metazoa; Chordata; Actinopteri; Salmoniformes; Salmonidae.